ACUCCACGAACUCCUCAAACCCAAAAGACCAACACAAACCAAAAGAAAAAAACCAAACUGAAGUCAAAGCUCGGUGCGCAAAAACAUCUCAAAAACUUUCUUCACUUUCUAGUUCUAAUACGAAAUGGGCGUGAAGGGGUUUGUGGAAGGAGGCGUGGCUUCCAUAAUCGCCGGCUGCUCAACCCACCCUCUCGAUCUCAUCAAAGUCAGGAUGCAGCUCCAGGGAGAGAAGCCUUCUCUCCCCAAUCCCGCUCUCCGUCCCGCUUUAGUAUUCUCUUCUUCCUCUUCCUCCGCCGGCAUACACGUCGCUCCCUCUCUGCCGCCACCGCCGAGAGUGGGGCCCAUCUCGGUCGGUAUUCGGAUAAUGCAGACCGAAGGAGUCGCCGCUCUCUUCUCCGGCGUCUCCGCCACCGUACUCCGCCAGACCCUCUACUCCACCACACGGAUGGGCCUCUACGACGUCCUCAAGACCAAAUGGUCCGACCCGGAAACCGGCUCCAUGCCGCUGGCGAGAAAGAUAACGGCGGGUCUCUUCGCCGGCGGGAUCGGCGCAGCCGUCGGGAACCCCGCCGACGUGGCGAUGGUGCGGAUGCAGGCCGACGGGAGGCUCCCGGCGGCGCAGCGGCGGAACUACCGGGGAGUCGGCGACGCCAUCACGAGUAUGGCGAGGCAGGAGGGCGUGGGUAGCCUGUGGCGCGGGUCGGCGCUUACGGUGAACCGGGCGAUGAUCGUGACGGCGUCCCAGCUGGCGUCGUACGAUCAGUUCAAGGAGAUGAUAUUGGAGAAGGGGGUGAUGAGCGAUGGGAUUGGGACCCACGUGGCGGCGAGCUUUACGGCGGGGUUUGUUGCGGCGGUGGCGUCGAAUCCGGUGGACGUGAUUAAGACGAGGGUGAUGAAUAUGAGGGUGGAGCCCGGGGUGGUGGCGCCGUACAGUGGGGCCCUUGACUGUGCGCUGAAGACGGUGAGGGCGGAGGGGCCCAUGGCCCUCUAUAAGGGCUUUGUCCCUACAAUCUCUAGGCAGGGUCCUUUCACUGUGGUGCUGUUUGUGACGCUUGAGCAAGUUAGGAAGCUGCUUAAGGAGUUCUGAUGAUGAUUAUACUGAAAUACUGAUUGAUGAUGAUGACGAAGAAGAUGAAGAUUAAGAUUUUAUACAAGGAUUUAAGUUGUUUAAAAGAUUUUGAUUAGUGCCUUGAAAUAGUUUUUUAUGUUCCUUUUCUAUUAUUAUUAUUAUUUUGGUUAGAGAAAUUGGGUGGUGGUUGUUAUUCUUUGUAAGAAAUAACCGUAAUAUAUUCUUCAAAGCUUCGAGAAGAGCAACAAAGAUGAAAGAGUAGACCAACUAUAAAGUUUUAAGCUUUAUUAUGUAA
This is a messenger RNA of Morus notabilis, 1364 nucleotides long. RefSeq names its product mitochondrial uncoupling protein 4. The transcript is spliced from 2 exons. The record is from RefSeq and is a predicted model, not a curated record. Gene Ontology annotation, molecular function: oxaloacetate transmembrane transporter activity; malate transmembrane transporter activity; sulfate transmembrane transporter activity. Lineage: Eukaryota; Viridiplantae; Streptophyta; Magnoliopsida; Rosales; Moraceae. Bases 125 to 1087 code for a protein of 320 amino acids. Gene Ontology annotation, biological process: succinate transmembrane transport; malate transmembrane transport; oxaloacetate transport.